AUGAGGUUCUCCCUGCUUUCCAUUGGCCUUCUGGCCUUGCUUACCCCUUUAACAGCAGCCUGGAGCAAGGAGGAUCGCGAAAUCUUCCGUGUCCGCGAUGAGAUACGCGCGCAGGAAGGUGGAGACCUGACCUUCUACGACAUCCUUGAGAUCCCGCCCAAUGCCAGCCAGGACGAGAUAACCAAGGCCUACCGCAAGAAGACGCGCUCUCUCCACCCCGACAAGGUCCGCCAGAACCUCAUCUCCGAAAGCAAAAAGCGCAAGAAGAAGGACGGCAAGCCCGGCGUCAAGGCCACGAAGCCCCCGAGCGAGUCCGAGAUCCGCAGCGCGCAGCGCCAGGCCUCGGAACGACAGACGCGACUUAGUUUGAUCGCGAACAUCCUGCGCGGACCCGAGCGAGCUCGAUACGAUCACUUUCUUUCGAAUGGAUUCCCUACCUGGAAGGGCACGAACUACUACUACAGCCGAUACAGGCCCGGAUUGGGUACUGUUCUGGUGGGGCUUUUCAUCGUCGGUGGCGGCGGAUUCCAUUACCUUGCUCUCUACAUGAGCUGGAAGAGACGGAGAGAAUUCCUGGAGAGGUACAUCAAGUUUGCGCGACAGACCGCUUGGGGCGAGAACCUUGGUAUUCCGACAGGCGGAGCCGCGGCCGCCGCUGCGAGGCAAUCCUAUACCGCCGAUUCCGACGCUGAUGCCGAUGAGGAGUCAUACCAGCCUCGCAACCGACGGGAGAGGCGUCUUCAGGAGCGUGAGAGUCGCCGCGAGCAAGGAAAGAAGGCGCCCAAGAAGAAGUCUCCGGCUGCCAACCAGGAGGAGCAGUCUCAGGGCGGUCCUACCGGUACUAGGAAGCGAGUCGUGGCUGAGAAUGGCAAGAUCCUUGUCGUCGACUCUCUGGGCGAUGUCUACCUCGAAGAAGAGGAUGCUGAUGGCAACGUGGAGCUCUUCCUCCUUGAUCCCAACGAGCUUCGCAAGCCCGACUUCACCGAUACUGCCGUCGUGCGCGUUCCCCUCUGGGCUCUCAGGAUGGCCAUGCUCCGUGUCGCACCUCGCCCCCAGCCCGUAGCCAUUGAGGAUGAUGAAGAGGAAGCGGAGAAGGAGAACGAGGUGGAAGACGACGACUCGGAACCGGCGCAACCUACCCCAAGCACCGGAUCGGAUGUUGGAGACUUUGAAGUGUUGGAGAAGUCUACCGACUCCCUGGAGAAGGCUAAGACCACGGGUGCGCAAGCGCAGACUGGUGGUAAGAAGAGGCGAAACAAGAAGAGGUGA
Molecule: messenger RNA, 1269 nt
Organism: Scedosporium apiospermum
Lineage: Eukaryota; Fungi; Ascomycota; Sordariomycetes; Microascales; Microascaceae
Exons: 3
Coding region: 1-1269 (422 amino acids)
Cellular component (GO): endomembrane system
Source: RefSeq, a predicted model, not a curated record